Molecule: messenger RNA, 434 nt
Organism: Cydia amplana
Lineage: Eukaryota; Metazoa; Arthropoda; Insecta; Lepidoptera; Tortricidae
Exons: 3
Coding region: 118-426 (102 amino acids)
Source: RefSeq, a predicted model, not a curated record
ACACUCGGGAUCAAUGAAAACCGACUUUGCCAUGAGAGAUCCGUUUUCAAUGCUUUUGAGUUUAGAAUAGAAAUUUUAUGGUGCUGUAGUGUAAGCCUAAAAUUAUUUCUGGUAAAGAUGUGGUUUAUUUCUUUACUUGUGGGGUGUGCCUCAGGCGUCAUGUUAACACAUGAUUGCCCGUACGGCGAGAACUACAAAUCGUGCAUGUUCUACGAGGAGUACACUUGCUGGACAAGCAACGACCACAAAGUGAGGAGUAGAACACCAGCCAGGAGGCUCGACCACUGCUGGGGCGGCUGCGUUUGCAAGCAUGAAACGGUACGUGCGUAUCCUGACGGACCGUGUGUGGCGGCAUACAGCUGCAGAGACCAAUACUUCAUGAAAACCCUGGCGAAGUUGCCCAUGGACUUUGUUUAUUUUAGAUAAAAUAAAAU